UGGAUCUUUAAAACCCCAUUUUACAGAGGUUGAUAUUGCAGCAACACGUUUAUUCAUUUUAGUUUUGUGCGCUUCGCUGUUCGCUCCUGACACACCAAUUCAGCGCAUUUUCCAGCAGAGAUCGUUGUGAGAUCGUAGGUCGGGAGGAUGACAGCUCGAGUAUAUUUCUCAUUGAUUGCUGUUUUAUCGUGUCUGUUCAGAUACUUGAGCAUAACAGAUGCUACUCGAACCGCAGCAAAGCCAGGACAGUGUCCACCCCAAUCAUCUGGAAGAAGAUCGUGUAUCAGUUCCUGUAAGAGUGACUCUAACUGUCCCAACAAUGAGAAGUGCUGCAGCAAUGGAUGUGGACGUUACUGUACGGCUCCAUAUACAGUGAAGCCGGGUCAAUGUCCCAAAUCGAAGAACAUUCCACUGUGUGCUGAAAGCUGUUUCCAUGAUGGCCACUGUCCUGCCACACAGAAAUGUUGCGCAACCACCAGUGGCCAAGCAUGUAGUGAACCACGUGGCCAGGGAGGUGGUCAGGGGAGGGGUCAGGGAAGCGGAAGUGGUCAGGGGCGCGGUCAUGGUCAUGGUCAGUGGAGUGGUCAGGGAAGCGGGAGUGGUCAGGGAAGCGGAAGUGGUCAGGGGAGUGAGGUCGGGAGGAUGACAGCUCGAGUAUAUUUCUCAUUGAUUGCUGUUUUAUCGUGUCUGUUCAGAUACUUGAGCAUAACAGAUGCUACUCGAACCGCAGCAAAGCCAGGACAGUGUCCACCCCAAUCAUCUGGAAGAAGAUCGUGUAUCAGUUCCUGUAAGAGUGACUCUAACUGUCCCAACAAUGAGAAGUGCUGCAGCAAUGGAUGUGGACGUUACUGUACGGCUCCAUAUACAGUGAAGCCGGGUCAAUGUCCCAAAUCGAAGAACAUUCCACUGUGUGCUGAAAGCUGUUUCCAUGAUGGCCACUGUCCUGCCACACAGAAAUGUUGCGCAACCACCAGUGGCCAAGCAUGUAGUGAACCACGUGGCCAGGGAGGUGGUCAGGGGAGGGGUCAGGGAAGCGGAAGUGGUCAGGGGCGCGGUCAUGGUCAUGGUCAGUGGAGUGGUCAGGGAAGCGGGACGGUCAGGGGAGCGGUCAGGGAAGCGGUUAUGGUCAGGGGAGCGGUCAAGGAAGCGGUUAUGGUCAGGGAAGCGGAAGUGGUCAGGGGAGUGGUCAGGGGAGCGGUCAGGGGAGCGGUCAAUGUCAGGGAUGUGGCCAUUGAAAAGAUCAUGGGAAUUUUGCAUAACACCUACUGGAGAUCUUUUCAGUUCAGUGCUUUAUUCAUAUGGCAUGUUUUCCCUGUUUGCUCAAACAGUUUAGAAAGAUUUUUGUUGAUCGUUCUCUCUCUCUCUUUCAUUUUAAAGUUGUACAACUUUCUUAAUGUAUUGGGAUUUUAAGUAUAAUUUUUCGAG
Messenger RNA from Sinocyclocheilus grahami, 1425 nucleotides. Its product is annotated as WAP four-disulfide core domain protein 8-like. The transcript has 10 exons. Gene Ontology annotation, biological process: antibacterial humoral response; innate immune response. The coding region runs from base 148 to 1410 and encodes 420 amino acids. The record is from RefSeq and is a predicted model, not a curated record. NCBI's taxonomy places the organism in Eukaryota, Metazoa, Chordata, Actinopteri, Cypriniformes, Cyprinidae. Gene Ontology annotation, cellular component: extracellular region. Gene Ontology annotation, molecular function: serine-type endopeptidase inhibitor activity.